UGAGCUGUGCAGCUGCCUGCUGUGGUUUCCUGCCUGCCCCCUCCACAUCCUUGCCUAUAUAAACCCUGACUCUCCCUCUCCUCCACACUUCUUCCCUGAGUCUGAAUCCUCAACGUCAGUCGCAGGACAAACAGACACAAUGCGUGAGUGUAUUUCUAUGCAUGUCGGCCAAGCCGGGGCCCAGAUGGGAAAUGCAUGUUGGGAGUUGUACUGCCUUGAACAUGGGAUCCAGCCUGAUGGACAGAUGCCCUCUGACAAGACUAUUGGAGGAGGAGAUGACUCCUUCAACACCUUCUUCAGUGAAACGGGAGCAGGAAAGCACGUUCCUAGAGCGAUCUUUGUCGACCUGGAACCAACUGUCAUUGAUGAGGUGCGUACAGGAACCUACCGUCAACUGUUCCACCCUGAGCAGCUGAUUACAGGAAAGGAGGACGCUGCCAAUAACUAUGCUCGAGGGCAUUACACCAUCGGCAAGGAGAUCAUUGACCUGGUUCUGGACCGGACUCGUAAACUGGCUGAUCAGUGCACUGGUCUGCAAGGAUUUCUAAUCUUCCACAGCUUUGGAGGAGGCACUGGCUCAGGUUUCACCUCCCUUCUGAUGGAGAGACUCUCUGUUGACUUUGGCAAAAAGUCUAAGCUUGAGUUUGCCGUCUACCCAGCCCCCCAGAUUUCCACUGCAGUGGUGGAGCCUUACAACUCCAUCUUGACCACUCACACCACCCUGGAGCACUCCGACUGUGCCUUCAUGGUGGACAACGAGGCCAUCUACGACAUCUGCCGCAGGAACCUUGACAUCGAGAGGCCGUCCUACACCAACCUCAACCGGCUCAUCGGCCAGAUUGUGUCUUCAAUCACAGCCUCACUUCGUUUUGACGGAGCCCUGAAUGUUGACCUGACAGAGUUCCAGACCAACUUGGUGCCAUACCCUCGUAUCCACUUCCCCCUGGCCACCUACGCCCCCGUCAUCUCCGCUGAGAAAGCUUACCAUGAGCAGCUGUCAGUCGCCGACAUCACCAACGCCUGCUUUGAGCCAGCCAAUCAGAUGGUGAAGUGUGAUCCCCGUCAUGGUAAAUACAUGGCCUGCUGUCUGCUGUAUCGUGGUGAUGUGGUGCCCAAAGACGUCAACUCUGCCAUCGCAGCCAUCAAGACCAAACGCACCAUCCAGUUUGUGGACUGGUGCCCCACAGGCUUCAAGGUUGGCAUCAACUAUCAGCCUCCAACUGCGGUUCCUGGUGGAGACCUGGCCAAGGUGCAGAGGGCUGUGUGCAUGCUGAGCAACACCACCGCCAUCGCCGAGGCCUGGGCCCGUCUCGACCACAAGUUUGACCUCAUGUACGCCAAGAGGGCCUUUGUCCACUGGUAUGUUGGGGAGGGAAUGGAAGAGGGGGAGUUCUCAGAGGCCAGAGAAGACAUGGCUGCCCUGGAGAAGGAUUAUGAAGAGGUGGGCACUGACAGCUUGGGAGACGAGGAUGAAGAAGGAGAGGAGUACUAAAGAGCCAAACAUUAUCACGCAUUCCAAAAGUUAGCAUGAAUGUAACACAUUCCCAACAACUUCCUGAUAACGUGUGGUUUUGAAAUGUCAGUAAUAUCAAUAAAAAGCUUUCCCGAACCUU
Molecule: messenger RNA, 1613 nt
Organism: Hippoglossus stenolepis (Pacific halibut)
Lineage: Eukaryota; Metazoa; Chordata; Actinopteri; Pleuronectiformes; Pleuronectidae
Product: tubulin alpha chain
Exons: 4
Coding region: 140-1492 (450 amino acids)
Biological process (GO): microtubule cytoskeleton organization; mitotic cell cycle
Cellular component (GO): microtubule; cytoplasm
Molecular function (GO): structural constituent of cytoskeleton; GTP binding
Source: RefSeq, a predicted model, not a curated record